GAAUGGUACGUUCCUGUUGCAUUCCAAUCGUUUCUCCUCCAAACUUUUUCGCCUGGCUUCAGCCGCCUCUUCAGCGUCGGUACUUUUGCAAAUAUAAAUAACUAUUUAAAAGGAAAUAAGUCGUAAACGUUUAUUCAGAGUACAACAUGGCUUCGUCUGAUGUCGCUCGACAAGGGGAAAGAAACGCUCGUCCUUUGUCCCUGUCCGGUCACGUCGGCUUCGACAGCUUACCGGAUCAGCUGGUCAAUAAAUCCACCGGUCAGGGCUUCUGCUUCAACAUCCUCUGCAUAGGUGAGACGGGUAUCGGGAAGUCCACGUUGAUGGACACGCUGUUCAACACCAACUUUGAGAACUUCGAGUCGUCUCACUUCGAGCCCCGCGUCAAGCUCCGUGCCCAGACGUACGACCUGCAGGAAAGCAACGUGCGUCUCAAGCUCACCAUCGUCAACACUGUGGGGUUUGGAGACCAGAUGAACAAACAAGACAGUUACCAGCACGUGGUGGACUACAUCGACACGCAGUUCGAGUCCUACCUCCAAGAAGAACUGAAGAUCAAGCGCUCGCUCCACAACUACCACGACUCGCGCAUCCACGCCUGCCUGUACUUCAUCGCCCCGUCUGGGCAUUCGCUGAAAUCCCUCGACCUCGUCACCAUGAAGAAACUGGACAGCAAGGUGAACAUAAUCCCGGUUAUCGCCAAAGCGGACACCAUCUCUAAAAGCGAGCUGCACAAGUUUAAGAUUAAGAUCAUGAGCGAGCUGGUGAGCAACGGAGUGCAGAUCUAUCAGUUCCCCACCGACGACGAGACCGUCUCCAAGAUCAACGGCGCCAUGAACGCCCACCUGCCGUUUGCUGUAGUGGGAAGCACAGAGGAGGUGAAGAUUGGGAAUAAGAUGGUGAAAGCGAGACAGUACCCCUGGGGUGUGGUGCAAGUGGAGAACGAGAACCAUUGCGAUUUUGUGAAGCUGCGAGAGAUGCUGAUCUGCGUGAACAUGGAGGACUUGCGCGAGCAGACGCACACGCGCCACUACGAGCUCUACAGACGCUGCAAACUGGAGGAGAUGGGCUUUAAGGACACGGACGCCGACAGCAAGCCGGUCAGCCUGCAGGAGACGUACGAGGCGAAGCGGCAGGAGUUCCUGCUGGAGCUGCAGCGGAGAGAAGAGGAGAUGAGGCAGAUGUUUGUCCUGCGCGUUAAAGAGAAGGAGACGGAGCUGAAGGAGGCCGAGAGAGAGCUACAGGGCAAGUUUGAGCAGCUGAAGCGUUUGCAUGCCGACGAGAAGAGCAAGCUGGACGAGAAGAGGAAAGCUCUGGAGGAUGAGAUGAACUCCUUCGGUAAGAAGAAAGCCGCAGCUGAGCUCCUGCAGGGCCAAUCGUUCAGCUCCAACUCUAACCUUAAGAAGGACAAAGAUCGCAAGAACUCCGGGUUCAUGUAAAGAAGCCACGUCGAGGACGGGAUCCGUUCGAUCCUGAACAAAAACGACAUCGUCCAGCUAAUGUUUUUAUUACUCCAGUAUAUCGGCGGGACUGCUGCGUGUAUAUCAAAUAGUGUAUUUUCUUCUUAACUUCACUCGAAUUCAGGAUGGACGUGAGAAUCCAAGUGCCUUACCGGUAGGUGUAAAACGGGACACCUGGUUUCCCAAAAAAAAAAAUUUUGAUAGCACAAAACCUGACUGUGGUUUUUUUUGUAUAUUUAUAUUGGCUGUGUAUGGGAUAAGUCAUUAAGCAUGAAUAAAGAUUUAGUAGGGAGAAAA
Molecule: messenger RNA, 1754 nt
Organism: Neoarius graeffei (lesser salmon catfish)
Lineage: Eukaryota; Metazoa; Chordata; Actinopteri; Siluriformes; Ariidae
Gene: septin10
Product: septin 10
Exons: 10
Coding region: 147-1436 (429 amino acids)
Biological process (GO): cytoskeleton-dependent cytokinesis
Cellular component (GO): cell division site; microtubule cytoskeleton; septin ring
Molecular function (GO): GTPase activity; GTP binding; molecular adaptor activity
Source: RefSeq, a predicted model, not a curated record